AUGGGGGUUAUACUACUUCAUCAGCUUCUGUUCAGCGACCAACGCUGGACUGUGCAUGUUACGAGUAUGGUGAGGAUGGUGCCAGCAGAACUUGGGGAAUUGAAAGAACAGUUGCAAGAUCUUUUGGGUAAGGGGUUUAUUAACCAGAGUGCCUCUCCUUGGGGUGCUCCUGAAAAGAAGGUGAUUGCUUAUGCUUCUCGACAGUUGAAAGCGCAUGAGAAGAACUAUCCUGCUAAUGACUUAGAACUGGCAGAAGUGGUGUUCGCGCUGAAAAUCUUGAGGCACUACUUGUAUGGUGUCCAUUGUAAGGUGUACACUGACCACCGUAGGUUGCAGCAUGUGUUCACUCAGAGGGAUCUGAACUCAAGGCAGUGGAGAUGGAUGGAACUGCUGAAAGAUUACGACAUCACUAUUCUGUAUCAUCUGGGUAAGGAAAAUGUGCUGGCUGACGCGUUGGGCAGGAAGUCGACUAGUAUUGGAAGUCUGACUCGUUUGAUCUCUUCGGAGCGUCCAUUAGCUAGAGAGGUUCAUACUCUGGCCAACAGUUUUAUGAGGCUAGAUACUUCUAACAUGGGCAGGGUGUUGGCUUGUGUUGAGGCUCGGUCAUCAUUUCUGGAACAACUUAAGCUAAGUAGUUUGAGGAUGUCAAGUUGUAUAAAAUUUGUGACAAGGUGUUGUGUAAAAAGGCCAAGGAGGCCGUGA
Lycium barbarum (goji berry) is the source of this 702-nucleotide messenger RNA. RefSeq lists its product as uncharacterized. Lineage: Eukaryota; Viridiplantae; Streptophyta; Magnoliopsida; Solanales; Solanaceae. The record is from RefSeq and is a predicted model, not a curated record. The coding region runs from base 1 to 702 and encodes 233 amino acids. The transcript is spliced from 3 exons.